Messenger RNA from Hipposideros armiger (great roundleaf bat), 2681 nucleotides. Its product is annotated as zinc finger protein 211-like. Gene Ontology annotation, cellular component: nucleus. Gene Ontology annotation, biological process: regulation of transcription by RNA polymerase II. The coding region runs from base 476 to 2182 and encodes 568 amino acids. The record is from RefSeq and is a predicted model, not a curated record. The transcript has 4 exons. NCBI's taxonomy places the organism in Eukaryota, Metazoa, Chordata, Mammalia, Chiroptera, Hipposideridae. Gene Ontology annotation, molecular function: DNA-binding transcription activator activity, RNA polymerase II-specific; RNA polymerase II cis-regulatory region sequence-specific DNA binding.
UUACGAAAGAGUGAAGCCCCUUUCCCACCCUACAAGUAUAGUGAAGUCAUUUCCCAGCGGCCUCUUAACCGUUUCUCUGGGAGCUUCUGCUGUGAGUUGUCCAGAUCUGUGCAGCUGUGGAAACUUCAUUACCCAGAAAGCUAUGCAUUGAACGGCAGCGGAGUCAAUCCAAUGAAAGUCCAGGAAGGGGGUCUUUCCCUGAGGGCAAACCGCAUUGGGGCGGGACGUCCGGCCGGUUCGUGGUGCUCAUUUAAGCGACUCUCAGGUCUGUUCACCAGGUUUGAGGUUCCGCUUUCCGCUCGUCAGGUCGGGGCCGAGGUGACCGACACAGCGCGAGAGAAGACUUUGUUCCAUUACACAGAGGCGGGUUUAGGGUAGGGGACAUCGCCUCCUGGGAGACCGGCCUCGGGAAGUCGGUGUCCCGGUCCCUGCCGGUCGCUCGUCUGUCACCACUUCACUCGGCCCUGGGGCUUCGAUGGUGGCGGCCGCGCUGAGGGGCCCGGCUCAGGUUCUCAUGGCUGCACAAGUGCUGUUGGAACCUACACGGCAGGGAUGUGUGACCUUUGAGGACGUGGCCCUGUAUUUCUCCUGGGAGGAAUGGGAUCUCCUUGAUGAGGCUCAGAGGUGCCUAUACCACGAUGUGAUGCUGGAGAACUUUGUACUUACAUCCUCGCUGGGUAAGACUCACAUCCACCCUUGUGCCCCAGGUUGUUGGAAUGGAGUAGAAGAUGAGGAGACACCUAAACAGAGCAUUUAUGUAGAAGAAGCAUCACAGAUCAGGACUCUUAAGGCAGGUUUGUCUACCCAGAAGGCGCAACCCUUUGAGAUGUGUGGACAAAUCUUGAGAGACAUUUCAUGCUUGGCUGAGCACCAGGGAACAUAUCUUGGGCAGAAAACAUGCACAUGUGAGAAGCGAUUCUAUUUCCCCAUCAACCUUCAAUGGUACCAGGGACAGGACAUUAGAGAGAGCCCCUUCAGAAGUUCUAUGGACAGAGUCUCAUUUACGAAGAGCUGCAUAGUCUAUGUGUCAGGGAAGCCCUUUGCCUGUGGAGAGAUUGGGAAGGACUUUUUAGCCAGCCUGGGAUUUCUUCAUCAACAGGUCACUCACACUGGGGAGAAACCAAACAAGAGUAAUGAGUGUGAGGCUGUCUUUCACAGUGGAAAAAGUCAUCACAACUGGGGAAAACUCAAGAAAGCCUUUAGAUACACAGAUAUACGUGCUCAGAAUCAGAGAGUCCUCACUCGAGAAGGGCUUUAUGAAUGCAGCAAAUGUGGAAAAGCCUGCACCCGAAGAUGUAACCUCAUUCAACACCAGAAAGUUCACACUGGAGAAAGGCCUUUUGAAUGCAGUGAAUGUGGAAAAUUCUUUACCUACUACUCCAGUUUCAUUAUACAUCGCAGAAUUCACACGGGAGAAAGGCCUUAUGAGUGCAAUGAAUGUGGGAAGUCCUUUAGCCAAAGCUACAGUCUUAAUAGCCAUAGGAAAGUUCACACUGGAGAAAAACCCUAUGAGUGCAGAGAAUGUGGAAAGUCUUUUAGCCAAAGGUCCAACCUCAUUCAACAUCAGAGAGUUCACACUGGAGAAAGGCCUUAUGAGUGCAGUGAUUGUGGGAAGUCCUUUAGUCAAAACUUUAGCCUCAUUUACCACCGGAGAGUUCACACUGGAGAAAGGCCUCAUCAGUGCAGUGAAUGUGGAAAAUCCUUUAGCCGAAGUUCCAGCCUUAUUCACCACAAAAGAUUACACACUGGAGAAAGGCCUUAUGAGUGUAGUAAAUGCGGGAAAUCUUUUAAGCAAAGCUCUAGCUUCAGUUCACAUCGGAAAGUCCACACAGGAGAAAGACCUUAUGAGUGUGGGGAAUGUGGAAAAUCCUUUAGCCAUAGCUCCAACCUCAAGAACCACUGGAGAGUUCACACUGGAGAAAGGCCUAUUGAAUGCAGUGAAUGUGGGAAAUCCUUUAGCUGCAAAUCUAACCUUGUUAAACACCUGAGAGUCCACACAGGAGAAAGGCCUUAUGAGUGCUGGGAAUGUGGAAAAUCCUUUAGCCAAAGCUCAAGCCUCAUUCAACACCGGAGAAUUCACAGUGGAAAAAAGGCUUAUGAAUGCAGUGAAUGUGGCAAAUCCUUUAGCUGCAAAUCAGACCUCAUUCAACACCAGAGACUUCACACUGGAGAAAGAUCUUAGAUGUACCGUGGUGUGCAGUUUCCUUUUAGUAUAAUUACAUUGGAGGAAAGAACUUGAGAGGGAGCCAUUUACCUGAAUUAAAACCCAUACAUUGGAAAAUCCACCGUGAGGAGCUUCUUAAGUUCUAGAUAUGUGGGAAUCUAAGGAUCUGUGUUACACUUGUAACCUGCUCAGGGCCCUCGACAGUUUCUAUGGCACCUCUCCCAUCUGGCAGAUCCACAUAGUGUGCAUCAGUCACCACCCUAACCAGCUCAGGAAAGGUGACCUUGGUCCCCUCAUUUGCUGGAGGAAAUCCUGAGUAGUCUUAGCCCUUCUGGGAUCAUCUUUCCUUUCUCUUUUACAAGUUAGGGUGUGGACCUAGCUCAGUUUUGGCCCAGUGGACCCAAUCUGAGUUCUUCUGAUGACUUGUCAAGAGGGCUACAUUUUAGGCUGGCCGAGUGGCGCAUUGGUUAAAAGUUGGCUUUGGAUGCCAGCUCUGAGCAGCAGGGCCCAGUUUGGA